AUGGUGAAGGAACGAUUCAUCAUGAACCCGUUCACGGAGCUCUCUUUGACCGAGCACGACCACGCGCAGCUCAAGGAGGUCGCGAACAACCUCAUCCUGGCCAACCUCGAGAAGUACACGACGUACCAGGACGAGAAGAAGAAGGGCGUAGAUCCGCGUCGCUGGAAGCUCUGCAAGCAGCGCCAAGGCAUCAAGAUGUACGUCGAGCGUCAAGGAACCGCGUCCGUAGGCGAGAACAUCACGGGCAACGGGCUGCCUCUGAUCUGGGGCCUUGGCAACAAGGAAGGCAAGCUGGACGACCUCAUGUUCGGGCUCUUGAGCCCCACACUCGAAGCUAUGCGCGUCAAGGCCUCAUACGUCGACGACUUCAGUGGAGCCGCAGUGCUCGACAGCAUUAUCGAGCCCACACUAGAAGAGCCGCUCCAGGCUCUGACCAUCAAGUGGAUGGAGGCCGACAUCCCAUUUGCCUCGACGAAACUCGUGAAGAACCGCGACUACGUGUACAUCGACGCCACGGGCUUCAUCCGCUGGAGAGAUAGCGAGCGUUUGGCGUAUCACCUCAUGCACUCCGUGAACUUCCCGAAGACACCCGAUCUGCCCAACCGCGUGCGUGGCAACAUAUCCGCAAUUGCGUUCUGGCGCCAGGUUGAGCCCAACACUAUGGAGCUUUACGGUACAGUCGUGAUGGACCCUGGUGGUGAAAUGAUCAAGAAGCUUGCAGUGCCCAGCAUGGCCGGAGUCUACUUCUGCACGUUGAAGUAUGUCUACUGUGCUAAGAUGAAGAAGCUCCACUACAUGCUGGACAAGAAGUACGCCGAGUUCAAGCAGAACGGCACUCCGAAUCACAAGAAUGUCUGCGUGACGUGUUCGGCUUCGAUAACGACCCGGCGACUCGGCGAUUUCGGUAAGAGCAACAGCACGUGCAAGCUGUGCUUUGGGUUCGUAUGCCACGCGUGCAAGAUCGUCCGCAAAUUGAGUUUCGUGGACCCAGAUCUGACCCUCUUGAAGCGCAAGGUGACGUUCUGUACUGCAUGCAUCCAUGAGGCCACAAGUAUGAGCUCCGUGGACGUCGCCCGAUCGCAGUUGAUGGCCAGUGGCAAGACGUACAGGUCGUAUUCGGCCUUGCUGUCGUCCGAGUCGUCGGACGAAAUCAGCAUCAGUAGUGCUAGGUCUGACUUUUAA
Molecule: messenger RNA, 1182 nt
Organism: Phytophthora sojae
Lineage: Eukaryota; Oomycota; Peronosporomycetes; Peronosporales; Peronosporaceae
Exons: 1
Coding region: 1-1182 (393 amino acids)
Source: RefSeq, a predicted model, not a curated record